AUUCGCGAAUUUCCUUUCGCGAUGUUCGCUGCUGAAAGUCUAUAUAAAACCGUUGCGCUUCGGUGUAGCAAAAGUUACACGUAUGUUUGCCGCUCACCGAUCAAGUUGAGAAAAGAGUAACAGCAGUCGGUGUUAAUUUUCAAUCCAUCGGUAGUACAUUAGCGUGAUUUUAACUGAGUUUUGCAAGCGAGAUCAUUUCGCGCCGAAGUUCAGUUCAUCUGAAAAUUGUGUGUUUUGGCUUCGUUUUAUUCUACCUGCCUUCAAAAUUACACGGCGUGAAAUUAACCAUCCGUGAAAAAAUAGUGCAACUUGCGCAUGCCAACUACACAGUGUAACUCAAUGUUCGUUCUGAAAGUGAAAGUUAAGAACAUGCUAAGCAUGAAGAUCGAAAUCAGAAAUAUCUUUCUGCUGACGGUUGUGACAGCCUUGCUGAAUCUAGGAGCCGCAUCUACCGGUGUGUCAUCCGACAGUUUCCUGAAACUGGAUGAGUUUAACAGUUCGCCAACGCGUCACAACCAUCGACAUCACCCGUCGUCCGAGCAGCAGCAACAACAGCCCCAUAAGGACAACUUCAUACUGAUCGAUUAUCUGAGCGAUGGUGAGGCGGAACGACGCAUCAGUUGGAACGGAAUUGCCGGCAAGGAGACCAGCAUCGGUGACAGUAGUAAAACGCUCAGCUUAUGGCAACUGUCUGACGGUCGAAGUUUCAUCCAAAUGAUCUACACCAGUGACGGCCAGUUGAUGGAUUGUGAGUAUCUUCGGCAGAAAAAAGUGAUCAGAGAAUUUCGCAACCGUUUCUAUGAUGAAAUCGAACAGGCUCGAGCUCGCAACUUCAGCAGCCCGCUGGGGGUUUCAAAAAAUCAUCAUUCACUAAUAUCUGAACAUGAUUUCCGCGAGUUCCUCGAAAAUGGCAUUGUUACUUCUGAGAUGGAAGACUUGCAGUACAACAUCAAAGACUUCAGUACGGGAAAUCAAUCACCGGUGUCGCAGUAUGAUGCUUUCGGAAUGCGGAAUCUGACAUACAAACGGUUGCUAAGCGAAACUGACAUACCGAAGGAUCUAUUGAAACAACUGAACUACCGAAGAUUAAAACAACAGUGCGAUCAACGUCACAUGCAGAUGCGAGAUAUUGCUCAUGGAUUGCAGAGCAGUGAUCCUCAGGAGCAACAGACUGCCGGAGAAUCCCUUCAAAGGCAUAAACGCGCCAUUGCCGAUUGGUUCCUAUCGCCCAAUACCAAGUGGUGCGGCAGAGGUCACUCCGCUGAACGGUACCACCAGCUAGGAGGCGCAUCCCGGGCAGAUAUGUGCUGCCGGCAGCAUGACUACUGUAAAUUAAAUAUACCCGGUAUGGCUACCAAGUGGGAACUGUUCAAUUACCGUCCGUACACGAUUAGCCACUGCAGCUGUGAUCAAAGACAGCGUCGGGAUCUCUCCAGUAUGCUACGAGUGCCGGGUACUAAAUGGUGCGGCAAGGGAUGGAGCGCGCGUAACUACGUAGAAAUGGGCGGACUAUCGAAGGCGGAUCGAUGCUGUCGUCAGCACGAUUUGUCCUGUCCCUUCUGGAUCCUGGGAUUCGAGACCAAGUACGGUGUGUUCAACUGGCGGGUGAAUACGCUGAUGCAUUGUAGCUGUGAUGAGAGGUUCCGCACCUGUCUCAAAAUGGCCGACUCAAGCGACGCCAACAUGGUAGGGAAACUAUUCUUCAACAUUGUGCAGUCCAAAUGUUUUGUUCUAAAGCCCGAAUCGGUCUGCACAAAGUUGUCCUGGUGGGGCAAGUGCGAGAAAAAGGUUCGACGGAAAAGGGCGCAUAUACGUGACAAUAGGAAAUACUAGACGCAGAAACACCCAGUUAGCCCGGAUAAAGCAAUGCUGAUUUCAACGUCACGCGAAAAGUGAUUCGAUCAUAGAAGCCGUUACAGUGGAGCAGUAAUUUUGGUUGAAUCGAAGCCACCCACACGGAAGCAAUCGUGUUGACAACUUGAAAAAAAAAUAACAUCUAACAGAUGACUGCAAGCCGUUAUAAUGCUGUUAUUUAUUGGUUAGAGUGCUAAGUUAAUUUAUUAGUAGCACAAAUUGGUGCCUAUGGCAUCGUAACCACUGACUCCUUAAACAAUGAUUCCUAUUAAUUUGUAAGAAUUGUUGGAAACUAUGAACGUUUCUACAUUUUUGUGUCUUAAGGAAUAUUUAAACUACUAAUCAAAAAAUAAUGAGAGCAAGAUCUACAUUCGUCACUACUGGCAGCAAAAUCUAAUCAGCUUCGAUACUGAUCCAAUAGAUAAUACAAAAUAGCUCUGUUAGAUUGCUGGUACAAAUUCCAUGACAAAAAGGUAAUGUCCAAUUCGUGUUGUAAAUACAUAUUUCUCACCUUUCCUUCUAUUUAUUAUUGUCUAUCUAUUGAAUUAUCUGACUGAUUGGCUAUUUUUCAACAAGCCAAUGAAUAAAACAACUAGAUGCUUUUAAUAUUAUCUACGAUACCACUAAACGCCACUUCAAAUCGCGUACAUAAACCAUAAUCAAAACAAUGAGUGGCGUACUCAUGUUAGUUGUAAAGUUUUGUAAAUAGUACACAGGUAUUUAAAAUAAAUUUUAACAUAUUAGUAAAACACUAGCUUGUUAAGUUAUAGUCUCGAAAAGGUGAUAAUCAAAAAAAUCAGCUGAUAGUAAUUGGUUUGAGUGAGCUUUUUUAUUCGAUUGUCAGAAUGGAUGCUGUGAGGUGCGAGAUCAAACUAUAAAUUAAGCUGUGUUCGAACAACCUAAGUAAAUAAGAUGUGUAUUAGCUGUAAAAUGAUAAUUAUAUAUCACGUUACGUACGCUUUGUUGAGAAGCGAGUUUGUAAAUAAAUCUAUGGAUUUAAUUCAA
Molecule: messenger RNA, 2859 nt
Organism: Malaya genurostris
Lineage: Eukaryota; Metazoa; Arthropoda; Insecta; Diptera; Culicidae
Gene: GIIIspla2
Exons: 6
Coding region: 316-1833 (505 amino acids)
Biological process (GO): arachidonate secretion; phospholipid metabolic process
Molecular function (GO): A2-type glycerophospholipase activity
Source: RefSeq, a predicted model, not a curated record